CCUGGGGGACCCGGGAGCCGACAGGAACCGGGGCGGCGGGGGAGGGGGCCGCCUCCCGGAAGGUCGCGACCCGGGCGAGCGCCCGAGGCGGAACUUGGUCCUGCAGAGCCUCCGGGGAGCCGCCGCCGCCUGCCUUUGGGGACGCCGAGGGCUACCUGUUGGCCAGUGCGUCCCCUGCACUGAGGCCGGCCCCCUGGAGCUGGAGAGUGCCAGCCAAAGAACUUCCCCACCGCACCCACCCAGCCGGGCUGGUGGAUUCUGCUUAGUAAACCCCUUACCCACUUCACUCUUCCCUACCCCCGCCCAUGAAUAUCCUUCUAGGUGCUAGUGUUCAGUCCCACCCUGUCAGCAAGAACACAGGUUUAGGCCCUAGAGUGGUGGUGGACAGACCCCCACCCCAACCUAAUCCCAAAGCCAGCUCUGGGAAGGAAGAGAGAUGGAGGUGAGAAAGCUGGGCGUUUCCUGGCAGUUCUGGAUAGUUCUCUUUCUGACCCUGCAAGGUCUGUCUGCGUUGGAUUUUGACCCAUACAGAGUCCUGGGGGUCAGCCGCACAGCCAGUCAGACUGACAUUAAAAAGGCGUAUAAGAAGCUCGCCCGGGAAUGGCAUCCUGACAAAAACAAAGACCCUGGAGCCGAGGACAAGUUCAUUCAGAUCAGCAAGGCCUACGAGAUUCUGUCCAAUGAGGAAAAGAGGACGAACUACGACCAGUAUGGAGACGCUGGUGAGAACCAGGGUUACCAGAAGCAGCAGCGUGAGUACCGCUUCCGCCAUUUCCAUGAGAACUUCUAUUUUGAUGAGUCCUUUUUCCACUUCCCCUUCAAUUCGGAGCGGCGGGACUCGAUUGACGAGAAGUACUUGCUGCACUUUUCCCACUAUGUGAACGAAGUGCUUCCCGACAGCUUCAGGAAGCCCUACCUCAUUAAAGUCACGUCCGAUUGGUGCUUCAGCUGUGUCCAUAUCGAGCCUGUCUGGAAAGAAGUGGUCCAGGAAUUGGAAGGAUUGGGUGUGGGGAUUGGUGUCGUCCAUGCUGGCUACGAAAGACGCCUGGCUCAUCACCUGGGGGCACACAGUACCCCCUCCAUCCUAGGAAUCAUCAAUGGAAAAAUCUCCUUCUUCCACAAUGCAGUGGUUCAUGAGAACCUACGGCAGUUCGUGGAGAGUCUUCUUCCAGGGAACUUGGUGGAGAAGGUUACAAAUAAAAAUCACGUGCGAUUCCUCUCUGGCUGGCAGCAGGAGAACAAGCCUCACGCCCUCCUGUUCGGCCAGACGCCGGCGGUGCCCCUGCUGUACAAGCUGACGGCCUUUGCAUACAAAGAGUAUGUGUCCUUCGGUUAUGUGUACAUCGGCUUGCGAGGUGUGGAAGAGAUGACCAGGCAGUAUAACAUCAACAUCUAUGCCCCCACCAUGCUGAUCUUUAAAGAGCACAUAAACAAGCCUGCUGAUGUGAUCCAGGCUCGAGGCUUGAAGAAGCAGGUCAUUGAGGACUUCAUCACCCAGAACAAGUACCUGCUGGCCACCCGGCUCACUAGCCAGCGGCUGUUCCAUGAACUCUGUCCUGUGAAGCGGUCUCACCGACAGAGGAAGUACUGUGUGGUUUUGCUGACGGCCGAGGCUAACAAGCUAAGCGAACCCUUUGACGCCUUCCUGUCGUUUGCAUUGGCAAACACUCAGGACACUGUACGCUUCGUGCAUGUGUACAGCAACCGGCAGCAGGAGUUCGCCAGCACCUUGCUACCAGACAGCGAGGCGUUCCAAGGGAAGUCGGGGGUGUCCAUCUUGGAAAGAAGAAACACGGCAGGGAGGGUGGUGUUUAAAACCCUGGACGACCCCUGGACGGGCAGCGAGAGUGAUAAGUUCGUCCUCUUGGGUUAUCUUGACCAGCUUCGGAAAGAUCCGGCCUUUCUGUCCUCGGAAGCUGUGCUCCCUGACCUGACUGAUGAACUUGCCCCUGUGUUUUUCCUCCGGUGGCUCUACUCUGUUUCUGACUCCCUCUCAGACUGGUGGGAGAGCCUGCUUCACAGUAACUGGCGGGAGAUGAUGCCCCUGCUGUCCCUCAUCUUCUCCGCUCUCUUCAUUCUCUUCGGCACUGUCAUUGUCCAGGCUUUCAGUGACUCAAAUGAGGAACGAGAGUCACAGCCUCCAGAUAAGGAAGAGGUCCCUGAGAAGACCGGAAAGACUGAGCCAACCUUCACCAAAGAAAACAGCAGCAAGAUUCCCAAGAAAGGCUUUGUGGAGGUGACUGAGCUUACAGACGUGACAUACACCAGCAACUUGGUACGCCUGAGACCAGGCCACAUGAAUGUGGUUCUCAUCCUUUCCAAUUCCACCAAGACAAGCCUGCUGCAGAAAUUCGCUUUAGAGGUCUACACAUUCACUGGGAGCAGCAGCCUGCACUUCUCCUUCCUGAGUCUGGACAAACACCGAGAGUGGCUGGAGUACUUGCUGGAGUUUGCUCAGGACGCAGCCCCGAUCCCAAACCAGUAUGACAAGCACUUUAUGGAGCGGGACUACACUGGCUACGUGCUGGCCCUGAACGGCCACAAGAAGUAUUUCUGCCUUUUCAAGCCCCUAAAGACAGUGGACGAGGAGGCUGUGGCCUCCUGCGACCCUGACUCCUCCAGAGGGAAGCUGCCCUGUGGCCUCGGGCCCAAGCCCCUCAAGGGCAAGCUGAGCAAGUUGUCCUUGUGGAUGGAGCGCCUGCUGGAAGGUUCCUUGCAAAGGUUUUACAUCCCAUCGUGGCCUGAGCUAGACUGAGACAUGGACUCUUCAGGUUUUUAACGUGCCCCAGGAACAGGGAUUUCCAGGAGAGUCUAGGUUUUAGAUUUCUCUUCUAGAGCAAUGGCUAGAAGACCUUUCCUUUGUCACCUAGGAGUAAAACAUGUCGCAGGUUUGACCCCUAGAUGAAAACCUUUCCCUGGGUUUUCUCACCCCCAUUUGAAUGCCGCACUAUUUCAGAUAGACGCUCGUCCUUCUUUGUUGUCCCUGAGACAUGCCCACACCACCCUGUCCUUAGGUUGGAGAAGCCCAUGGUUUGACCUCGAGUCGUGCUGGAUGAACCUCAGGAUCCUCACUAACCUGUUCUGCAGGGUGGCUCACUCUCCCCCAACCCUUCCACCACCACCCCCCCCCAGUAGGCUCCUGGCUUGGCCCCUGCCAUGCUUCUGCCAAGGCACAUGCUCUCAACACAGGACAGCCCACCAGAGCUUCUCGGUCCUGCAUCUUUGAAAGCGGCCUAGUUCUAAGCGGUUUUACAUGUGGCCAUCUUCUGGGAGCAAACAUUGAGAAGUAUAUUUUGGGGGUAUCUCCCACAACAGUUGGCCAGCCAUGGCUUUGAAAGGAAAAGACUGAGCAGUGGGUGAGGGUGUAACAUUGACAUUUGGUUCUCCCCACCCAGAGAAGGGAGGGUUGGCCUCUGACUGGAGUCUCACAGCCCUGUGAUCCUUCAUGAGCAUCCCUUGUUCCCGUCCCUGUCCUUCACUACACUCCCGUGUAUGCACCAUCCUAGCCAGGGCAGUCUGCCUAGCCAGCACUGUCGUGACUGAGCCACUGACCUGUCUCCAGAUGCCUUUCUGCCUCUGUGGAUUGUAGAGUUUGGAUACUAGGAGCCAUAACCUGUGAGCUUGUUCUCUGAGCUUAGAGAAGCUGCUAUAGAGCCAGUAGAUUUAAGUGACAGCAGUUAUUCCUGUCCGCCAAGAGCCAGGUGCAGGAGCCCUUCCUGCCACACUCUCUGUCGAGUAAAAUGCCAGGUGUGUCUUCGUACCAAGGAACCUGACCUCUCUGACAGUUCAUCUUGAACAUUGUCGUCCCCAAAGUGCUGAACCUUCAAGUUGUCUCUGAGACUUGUUCCCGACUCCUGUCCGGCAGGCAGCUAGCUUCCUACUUCUGGCCUGCAUUUUGGCUUCUCAGCUUCCUCAUUUCAUCCUUCCCUUAUCGCUGCUUCCUGCUGCCAGAUCAGACCCAUCGAAUCCAGCUUGCCUGGCUCCACGCACCCUCAGGCUCAGGGCGGGAUCAUGUUCGUCCACUCAACAUACCCUUUGUUUUUAGGGCCAAACCACAAGGGGAGUUUGGACAACUGUGACACGUGGUAUGUUCUACUGUUAAGCAAGUGCCCUUUUAUAAAGUGAAGGGCACAAAUCAGGGACAGGACAUUCACUCAGUUAGUAUUCUGUAAUCAUAAUUGCUUUGAACCAAGCACCUCGGAUCCUGACUACUUUAAACACUGAGCUCCAGUGGUAAGUGAUAACUCUCUGAGCCCAAGACCCUCUGUAGUUCUCAAAGAGUCUUUAGCUUUAUUAAAAAAUAAAGAAGCCGGGCGGUGGUGGCGCACGCCUUUAAUCCCAGCACUCGGGAGGCAGAGACAGGCGGAUUUCUGUGAGUUCGAGGCCAGCCUGGUCUACAGAGCGAGAUCCAGGACAGGCACCAAAACUACACAGAGAAACCCUGUCUCGAAAAACAACCAAAAAAAUAAAAAAACAUGAAGAAAUCACUGCCAGGCUUCAUUCUUCCAUCUGGCCCUCUAGAAGUACAUGCUGACCCUCAAUGCUGCUGCUUAUGUGGCUGGCCCAGCUAGAAAGGGUGAAGGCAGUCAUGGGCUCCUCAGUGCCCCGUCCUCAGAAUGCGUUUCUGGAGGCUGAGGGUGAGCCAGGGUAGAACACAUGCCUGCAGGUGUAAAGCCUGAGUUCCAUCCCCAGGAUCACGUACAAAUCGUGUUUGGUUUGGGUUUUUUCUGGUGUUUGGUUUGGUUUGGUUUGGUUUAAUGGUGGGGCUCCUCUUGUGAGUAUGUUUUAACUCAUUGAUAGAUUUUUGUCUUUACAUUUCUGGAACUGAUAAAAUUCCUUGACAUAUAAUUCUAAAAACCAAAAACUCCCCAGGUUUUUGUUCUUUCUUCAAAACUGUACCAAGAAGAUAAAAGUCCCUUCCAUUGGGGUGACAGAGGGAAGUGGUAACAGGACUGAGUCCAGAAUCCCUACAGAUCUGAUGGGGAUCACAAUGGACAUCACGGUUUGCUUGCUUGCUUGCUUUGAGACAGGGUCUCACUAUGUAGCCCAGGCUGGCCUCCAGCUCAAGGCCUUCCUGCCUCAGCCUCCCAAGUCCUGGGGUUACAGGCGUGCACCACAAGUCUACCUUUGACAGAUACAAGCCUUUCUUCCUGAAUGUUAUUUCCAUGAAUUGUUUAUUUUUUGUGUCAAAUAUGAGCUAUUUUUAUGCUCAGCCAAAUGCCAAGGUUUCUCAUCCUAAUGAAUGUAAUAUCACAGGACCCAGUUUCAGUUGAGACACUGCUAUUUGAGGAGGUGAGUGUCUGCUCAAGACAGCCUAUGAAUCAUGUUCAGUAGACAGGAUACAGUAGCCUCUUUAGUCAGUCUGUGUGGAAUACCUCUUCCUGCCACUCAGGGACUGGCUGCCCUUUGUCUAACCCAGAGUUGAUAGGCUGCCUGGAGACAGUGCAGAAGCAGGCUGCUCUCCCUGUCACCUGCCACCACCCCACAGAGUUGGCUUAUUUUCAGAUGGGUUAGUCUCAUUCCUAGCCUUUUCCAUAGUGCUGAUCAUUUGCAGCCACCGUCGUGUUUCCCUGGUGUUGAAAAAAUAAUAAAAUGGGUCUGACCCAUUUGCUUUGCUUGGGGCGAGGGAUUGGAAGCGAGCACUCAGCCUCUGUUUUGUUGUCAAAAUAGAAUUCCAUACUGGGGCUGUAGUUCAGUGGUAAAGCAUUUGCCUAGCAUGUGUGAGCCCCUUGAAUGGAUCUCCAGUGAUGAGGGAGGAAAAUUAGGUAGAAUCCCUUAAAUAUUGUUGCAAGGAGCCAGAUGUGGAGCACAUGCCUGUAAUCCCAGCACUCAGGAAGCAGAGGCAAGAGAAUCAGGAGCUCAGGGUCAUCUUUAGCAUGAGCAGGUGAAACCAGCUUGGGCUAUGAGACCUUGUCUCAAAAAACAAAUGCUACCAGAUUGGGGUGUUACACAGUGGUUCGAAUACUCACGUAGUACAUAUGAGGCCCUGUGUUCUUUGAUCUUAGCACCACAAAAUAAAUAAACAGGUAAAUAGCUGAAUAGAUAGAGGCUGGAGAUGAAAUAUAGUUCAUGUCCACGUAUCUGGAGCCGCCCUUGGAAACAAAGGCAGCAUGGCAGUGCUGAAUUGGCCGGUUUUGUCUGCUAGGGAAGAUGGCUGUACUUGGGAGACAGACCUGAGAGGAAGGGGAAUAUUUUGCACUUUUGAUACUAUUAAGAACAAAUAAUUUAUUUGGCAAAUUGUGUCUUUUUAUGUUUUAUGUUUUUACUUUUCAGUUUUGUUUUUUGUUUUGUUUUGUUUCUGUAUUGUGAACAGGCACUAAAGCUAAUGUUAUUUUGUUUUAAGAAUAUUAUGGACUGGAAACAAAUAAACUAUUUUAAUGUG
Molecule: messenger RNA, 6382 nt
Organism: Peromyscus californicus insignis
Lineage: Eukaryota; Metazoa; Chordata; Mammalia; Rodentia; Cricetidae
Gene: Dnajc16
Product: DnaJ heat shock protein family (Hsp40) member C16
Exons: 15
Coding region: 437-2755 (772 amino acids)
Source: RefSeq, a predicted model, not a curated record